Molecule: messenger RNA, 1671 nt
Organism: Chaetomium globosum CBS 148.51
Lineage: Eukaryota; Fungi; Ascomycota; Sordariomycetes; Sordariales; Chaetomiaceae
Exons: 2
Coding region: 1-1671 (556 amino acids)
Biological process (GO): actin filament polymerization
Cellular component (GO): actin filament; cytoplasm
Molecular function (GO): microtubule binding; actin binding
Source: RefSeq, a predicted model, not a curated record
AUGUCGAGCUACAGCGACGAUUCGAGUCACUCGACCGAGAUCAGAAUACGGCGCGACCACCACCACCACCGCGAUCCGUCCCCCUUCCACCGGGUUCCUCCCGGCCCGCCCCCGCCUCACCGCGGCCCACCGCCGCACUUCAUCCAGACCGUGACUCGGGAUGUACGGGACCACCGGCCUACAGGCUACUAUCACGCGCCCGGCUCUCGUCGACCGGACGAGCGUAUGACCAUCGUUCAUACCCGCUCCCGAUCGAGAGAGCGCAGAUCCCCCCCGGUCCGUACUGGGCCGAUGCCCGUGCCUCCGCCCCAGCCGCCCACAGCUCCUCCUCAGGUGAUCAUCAACCAGCCGUUUGUUGAUCGUCGCCGGGCCGAGCGGGACCGGAGUUCGGAUUCUUCCUCGGACGACUCAUCCCGUGGAUCCUCCCGGCGUCAUCGACGGCGCCACAGGCACCACCGGUCACACAGCCAUGUCCGCAGCCGGUCGUCCAGCACCCACAGCAACAUCGAGGACGCCAGGAAUCAGUGGAAGCUGCAGAGCGCAAAUGAGCAGCUCGCCCUCCUCCGGCUCGAGGCCCAAAAGAGGGACGAGCAGCGCCAGAUGGAGCGGUACUCCAGAGAGCAGGCUGAGCUGGCGCAGUCGCGCGCCGAGUUGGAGAUGCGGCAACGAAGGGAGGAAGACGAGCUCCGCCACGACCGUUACCGUGACGAGUAUGAGCUGGAGCACCUCAAGCGCGAGAUCGCCCGCAUCCGGCGCCAGGAGGAGGACCUAAAGGCCGAGCACGCCCGCGAGGAGCAAGCCAAGUUCAUCAAGGACAGCGACGAGCUGGCGCGGUACAAGCGCGACCAGGAGGAGGCCAGGCGCGCAAAGCAGGCCGAGGCGGAGACCGAGUACCAGAAGCAAAAGGCCGAGCUAGAGCGCCGGAUACGCGACGAAGAAGAGGCCAAACGCGAUAAGGCGGUCAAGGAGGAGACCAAGGCCAAGGCGGCGCUCGCCGAGCUGGAGCGCAUCCAUGCGGAGCGGGAGCGCAAGGAGGAAGAAGACCGGAUCCGGCGUGAAAUUGAGCUUAAGAAGCUCGAAGAGGAGAAAAAGGCCGCCGAGGAGGCCAAGCGCAGGGAGAAGGAGGCCGAGGAGGUCAUUGCCGCGUAUAAAGCUAAGGAGAUGGAGCGCGCCCAGAAAGAGAAGGAGGAGAAGGAGGCACGCGACAAGGAGCUGCAGCGCAUCAUCCAGGAGCGCCUGAUCAACUCUGGACUUGACGAGAAGGAGAUCGAGGCCGUCAUGAAGAACGAGAAGAUCAAACGGGAGACUAAAGAGAAGAAGGAGGAGGAGGAGGAAAAGCAGAUCGCCCGCCCGACUUACACUCGCAUGUCGCUCCGGUACCUGGACAUCGAGACCCUCCUCCAUCACAAGAUCGACUUUGACAUGGACCCGGAACCGGGCUACGUCAUCAUCAAGCGCUGGGUGCCCGAGUGGGAGCAGACGCUGCUGUGGGAGCACACACGGCGGCGGCGCGGCGACGGAAAGGUCAUGCUCGAGGUAGAGGACCGCCAUCACCACCACCACCGCCACCACUCGACCGGCUACGAAUUUGUUCGCGCCAAGUCCAAGUCGCGCCACCGCAGCAAGUCGCCCGGCCUGCUCAUGUACUUGGCUGGUGGCCGGCCGCGCUAA